This is a messenger RNA of Enterobius vermicularis (human pinworm), 1194 nucleotides long. Lineage: Eukaryota; Metazoa; Nematoda; Chromadorea; Rhabditida; Oxyuridae. The record is from the annotation of a GenBank genome assembly.
AUGACAAAUAAGCAGAAUCGCAUUUGUCCUGUUAAAGUAGGUAACUUGGUAAUUGACCAACUUGGUUCCUCACUUUUAAACAGUGUCUGUUACUACAGUUUAAAGAUAUAUGCUUAUGAGCUACAUAAAUUGACCCAUUUACCGGCUCGACAAAAGCAUGAUCAAACUGUAACGGUGCUGAAGAAAUUUUUGCAAGACUUUGAUAUAAAUGCAGAUGAAGUGCCGCAAAGACAGUGGACAUUUCUGAAUUCCGUGUUCUACGUUGUCACUGUCUAUACAACUAUAGGUUAUGGUAAUAUUUAUCCAACCACGUCAACUGGGCAAGUGCUAACAAUUAUCUACGCAUUUAUUGGUAUACCACUUGCCUUGAUAACCAUUAUCCUGCUUGGUAGUCUGUUUGCUAAAGGCUGCAAAAUCCUCUGGAGAAUUCUUGUACAUUCACUUGCACUUUCCACUAGUAUUGUUUCUAAAGAUAUUGAAAAACAGGUCAUAAAACUGGAUAUCUUGAAUGAUCACGAAAAAGAAGCUGAAAAUGAGGAUCUCUUAAGCUUUCCAGUAACUUUCUUAAUGGCAAUUACCGUUGUUUGGGUGUUCCUCUCCGCUUGCAUAUUCACAAGAUUUGAGGAAGACUGGACUUACGGAAAAUCCCUGUAUUUUACGCUUAUAUCCUUUACCACGAUUGGUUUUGGCGAUGUUUUGCCGUCAGAUAAUGACCAUAUGAUCGUUGUCAUUUUCUGUUUUAUGGUUGGCCUAUCACUCGUUUCUACAAUACUUAGCAUCAUUCAGCAACAAAUCGAAGCACUGGGAUCGAAAAUGGAGACCGAUAUUGAUAAACGAUAUAAAGAUGCGAUAACAUCAGCAUACAGUGAACAACUUUUUGCUGAAGAUAGAAUAAGAAGCAUUAAGGAGCGAAAGAAGUCUAAAAUUCCAGGUAUUGCACUGCUUAAAGACAAAAUGAAACUAGACAGUUUGGUGUCCCAAAUGUCACUAAAAGAUCGUCUGCUCUUCCAAGCUAUGAACAACGCUGAUAAGGAAAAAAUUAAGAAGAAAGCAGAGAAAAAAAUGAAUUUCCGAAUCUGUGGCACACAAACUGAAUGUGAUCUAACGCAAAGUUCUACCGAAACUGAAGAAGUUUUCUUGGAACCAUUGGUAGGCCACUAUUUUGUAAAUAUUCUAAGUUUGCAGCAAAGUUGA